CUCUCUCUCUCUCUCUCUCACCCACUAGGGUUUAAGGACACAAGCCUAGGAGGGUUUUACAGUGCAUAUUCUGAGGAGUGUAAGUCUUCCACCACCAUGAAUUUCAGGUUCCAAAACCUCCUCGGAGCUCCUUACAGAGGCGGCAACACCCUCCUCAUCAACAACACCCUCUUAAUCUCACCCGUCGGUAACCGAAUCUCCGUCACCGACCUCAUCAAAUCCCAAACCCUAACCCUACCUUUCCAAUCCUCCUCCAACAUCUCCCGCAUCGCCGCCUCUCCCGACGGCGUCUUCCUCCUCGCCGUCGACGACAACUCCCGCUGCCUCUUCAUCAACCUCCGCCGCCGCCUCGUCCUCCACCGCAUCUCCUUCAAGAAACCCGUCGCCGCUCUCAACUUCAGCCCCGACGGCUCUUUCAUCGCCAUCGCCGCCGGAAAACUGCUCCAGAUUUGGCGCUCUCCGGGGUUUAGAAAGGAAUUCUUUCCUUUCGAAUUGGUUCGGACUUUCGCGGAUUGCGAUGAUAAGAUCACAGCCUUGGAUUGGAGUCCGGACUCCAAUUACGUGAUCGCUGGAUCCAAGGACUUGACUGCGAGGCUGUUUUGUUUGAAGAAAUUGAAUGGAUUUAACAAACCUUUCUUGUUUCUUGGUCACAGAGACAUAAUUGUUGGGGCUUUCUUUGGUGUUGAUAAGCAAACAAAUAAUGUUUCUAGGGCUUACACGAUAUCGCGGGAUGGCGCUAUUUUUAGCUGGAGUUAUAGUGGUACUGAUGAUAAAUUUGAUAAAUUGGGAGGGGAUGAUUCAGAACCACCUUCCCCGGGUACGCCGGAGCAGAAGCUAAAUCUGAAUGAUGCUAGCGACACGAGAAAAAGAAAGAAUUUUGGUGAUGUAGAUGGUAAUUUAGUUGAAGGAUGUGGGUAUUUGUUGCAUACUGGGAAAUGGGAGUUGUUGAAGAAGGAUUUCUUUAUGCAGGCUCCGGCGAAGUUGACCGCUUGCGAUUAUCAUAAGGGGCUUGAUCUUGUGGUUGUGGGGUUCUCGAAUGGCUUGUUUGGACUGUAUCAGAUGCCCGAUUUUAUUUGCAUUCAGUUGUUGUCAAUAUCGAAAGUGAAGAUUACUACUGUUGUUUUUAAUGAUCUUGGGAAUUGGUUGACUUUGGGAUGUGCAAAACUUGGGCAGUUGCUUGUUUGGGAAUGGAAAUCAGAAAGUUACAUCUUGAAACAGCAGGGUCAUUAUUAUGACGUGAAUUGUAUUGCAUAUUCUCCAGAUUCACAGUUCUUGGCUACAGGAGCGGAUGACAACAAAAUCAAGGUGUGGACUGUUUCCUCAGGCUUUUGUUUUGUGACAUUUUCGGAGCACACCAGUGCAGUCACUGCACUCCAUUUUAUGGCCAGCAACCAUGUUCUGUUGAGUGCAUCUCUUGAUGGGACUGUUCGUGCAUGGGAUCUUUUCCGCUAUCGGAAUUUUAGGACCUUCACUACCCCUUCUUCUAAGCAAUUUGUUUCUUUAGCAUCAGAUCCGAGUGGUGAAGUGAUUUGUGCUGGAACUUUUGAUUCAUAUGAGAUUUAUGUCUGGUCGUUGAAGACAGCGAGGCUGUUAGAUGUUCUCAGUGGUCAUGAGGGUCCUGUUCAUGGAUUAAUGUUUUCACCUACAAAUGCCAUCUUAGCUUCAUCUUCGUGGGACAAAACUGUUCGCUUGUGGGAUGUUUUUGAAGGAAAAGGCGCAGUUGAAACAUUUCCCCACACACAUGAUGUUCUUACAGUUGCUUAUCGACCAGAUGGAAAGCAAUUGGCCUGCAGUACAUUAGAUGGGCAAAUCCAUUUCUGGGAUACAAUUGAUGGCGUGUUAAUGUACACAAUAGAGGGCCGUAGAGACAUUGCUGGUGGCCGUCUUAUGACUGAUCGUAGGUCGGCUGCUAACUCCAGUGCUGGGAAGUACUUUACGACCUUAUGUUAUUCUGCUGAUGGGAGUUACAUAUUGGCUGGUGGAAGUAGUAAAUACAUUUGUAUGUAUGACAUUGCUGAUCAGGUACUGCUUCGUAGGUUUCAAAUAACCCUCAAUCUUUCUUUGGAUGGAGUUCUGGACUUCUUGAACUCAAAGAAAAUGACAGAUGCUGGUCCAUUGGAUUUAAUUGAUUAUUAUAAUAGUGAUGCAGAGGAUGGUGUUAGCAAACAAACCCGGAGAAAUUUAGGUUAUGAUUUACCAGGAUCCAUGCCUAAUCGUGGAAGGCCUGUUAUUCGGACAAAAUGCCUGAGAAUUGCACCAACUGGCAGGAGUUGGGCAGCAGCAACAACAGAGGGGGUUCUAGUUUAUUCGAUAGACGAAUCCUUCAGCUUUGAUCCCACUGACCUUGACAUAGAUGUUACACCAGAGGCAGUUGAUGUAGCACUAAAUGAAGAUCAACCAAGCAGGGCUUUGACCCUUAGCCUACGGUUAAAUGAAGAUACUCUGAUCAAAAAGUGUAUUGUUGCUGUUAGUCCAGUAGAUAUACCAGUUGUUGCUUCAUCGGUCCCUUCCAAAUAUUUGCAAAGGCUAAUUGAAGCAUUUGCAGAUCUUUUGGAUAGUUGUCCACACUUGGAGUUUAUGCUUCAAUGGAGUCAGGAGCUCUGCAAAGCUCAUGGUCAGUAUAUUAAACAGAACUCCAGAAAGUUGCUUCCUUCUCUAAAAUCAUUGCAAAAGGCAAUUACCAGAUUACAUCAAGAUUUGGCAGAAACAUGUUCUUCCAAUGAGUAUUUGCUUCAAUAUUUAUGCUCUACAGGAACCAUGAAAUGAUGUUUGUCUUUUUGACUGGCUGACACUUUGGUUAUGGUAUUAGAAGAUGGGGCCGUUACAAUUGGUGGAUGAAAAAUCUAUUUCAACUGCUUCUACAGUCUCUCCUGCAAGUAUUGAAUUAGAUGACUGGGUAUCGUGACUUGGAUAGUAAUGCUUGCGGGUUUUGUCUUGCAUGGAAUUGACGAUGACCAGGUGGAAACAGAAGUUUAGGUGGAAAGCCCCAUUUGUAUGCAUUGUGGUUUGAAGAUGCAUUUGACAUUUCUGAUUGUAGAGUGCAACUGUGCGAGGUAUCUUCUGAGUUUGUGGCUGCAUUCCCCCUUUUGAUCUUGUCACGCUCUCUGUUGGUGGUUUCAUCUGUAAAGCUGGAUAAUUUCCAUCUCCCGGGUUAUUUUUCUUUUCUUUUGUGUUCACUUGAGGAUUGAUGAUGUCAAAUUUUGCUGCAAAAGUCUAAAUUUUUGUAACCAGAUGUGAUAGAAGCCUUUGCUUUUCAAUAUUUACCUUCGCUAAUGUUAUUGUUAUAUCAACAUAUGAUUAAUUUCAAAGUUGCAAUUCUAAUUCUUUGGGUAUUUAUCACA
Messenger RNA from Camellia sinensis, 3341 nucleotides. RefSeq names its product periodic tryptophan protein 2 (gene PWP2). Gene Ontology annotation, molecular function: protein binding. Gene Ontology annotation, biological process: maturation of SSU-rRNA from tricistronic rRNA transcript (SSU-rRNA, 5.8S rRNA, LSU-rRNA); ribosomal small subunit assembly. The record is from RefSeq and is a predicted model, not a curated record. Gene Ontology annotation, cellular component: Pwp2p-containing subcomplex of 90S preribosome; small-subunit processome. Lineage: Eukaryota; Viridiplantae; Streptophyta; Magnoliopsida; Ericales; Theaceae.